GGCGCGCUCUGCUUUUCACUUCGUCAGCUGUUCACGGACUUCACGUUGUUUUGCUAGUUUGAAUUGCGUUAGGUGGUUUUGUUUGUUUUGCUUUUGGUUUCCCCAUAUUUUGGAUGUCGGGAAUAAUUUUAAAUUUUUAAUGGUUGAUCUUGCGUAGUAAGCUAACGGUGCAGUUUGAUAUAUGUGUGGAUUCUUGGUUAUGAAGUAUGUCCGUGUUGAUUGAGCCUGGCAAAUCCCACAUCAUCGUUAAAUGCAACAAAGUGCGUUAUGGAGCAACUUUGGAGAACGAAGCGCUUCAUCUGCGAGCGCUGCCUGGUUUUCCGGAAGUGGCACAGGCCGUCGUUAUCAGUCUGCGGGAUGUGCUGAGCGUCGAAGUGCAGACGGACAACAGUGAGUUGUCCAGUGCGCGAUGGUCGCUGCGCAGACUGGAAUGUUUCAGUCGCAGUGGCGUUUACGAUCCAGCCCGCAGCCAUUCGCUGCUGCUGCACAUGGCCCGGCAUGUCUCCCACCAGAAGUGGCGAACGAAGAAGGUCCUGCUGGAACCGGAAGUCCCGGAACAGGGGGAGGAGCUGUACAAGGCGCUGCUGGAUGUCUUGAAAGAUUUCGAGGAACGGCCAAAGCGCUUGUUGUUUUUCGUGAAUCCGAUCAGCGGAAAUGGUGGUGCUGUGCGUGUGAUGACCAAGAUUAUCUCGCCGAUUCUAACGGGAUGUGGAAUAUCCUACGACUUCAUUGUCACCACGCAUCAGGGACACGCAAAGGAGUGGAUCGUGCAACAAGAUCCGCAUCUUCAGCCGUACGACGGAAUCAUUGCUGUCGGUGGCGAUGGGAUAUUUAAUGAAAUCAUGGAGGGAGUACUGUUGAGGGCGCAAGUGAACGAACUACGGCCGUGUUCUUCGUUGAUGGCACCGGCAGUGCGAAUUGGUUUAAUACCCGCAGGAUCGACUGAUUCUAUCGGGUUUUGCAUCGGUCUGGGAGAUGUGGUUACGGCUCUUAUUAACAUCUUAUUAGGUAGGGAAAUGAGAUUGGAUGUGGGAACCGUGUUCCGUGCAUCUGAUGGGCAGUUUCUGAAAUUCUUCUGCGCAUUCCUGGGAUAUGGUUUCUUUAGCGACACACUGCGGAACAGUGAGAAGCAGUGGUUGCGACGGUAUCUCGGCAAAUCUCGAUACGUGUUGGCCGGUGCUAAGACAUUCCUGGUGAAUCGAGCCUACCAUGGCUCGGUAUCGUUCAAAUCUCUGGAAUCAGUCAAUCCUGAUGGUUAUCCCGAUGAGGGUGAUGAAUGCUAUCAGGAUUGCCGGUAUUGCAAGGAAAUCGGUGCCAGCAAAAGUCACAUUUCCAUCGGUCCAGAAGGCAGUACGGAUAAGGAGGAAUGGUCAACUUUGGAUGGAAAGUUCACAAACGUUAUCGCCGCCAGUAUGAGUUGUCGUUCGGAAAUGUCGCCGAGAGGCGUGGUGCCGGUUUCCCAUUGCGGUGACGGAUGUCUGGACUUGUUGGUGGUGCGUUCUAUUGGGCGGUGCCGAUUGCUGCAUUAUCUGGUCAGCACACAGCGGGGCAUUGGACCACAGCGAUCCCUGGGCAGCAAUCUCCACGCAUGUCGGGCGCACGAGCUGUUGUUUCGCACCAGUGAAUCUACCGGUAACUCAUCGACAACGAUCUGGAAUUGUGAUGGCGAGAUUAUCAGGGAACCCAAUAUUCAUGUUAAAGUUUAUUGCCAAGUUAUCCGAAUGUUUGGUUCCGGAUUGGAGCCGCGUUAGUGAACCUCGGCCAAAAUACAUGCAUUCCCUGAUUGUUCCCUGGAUUCGGUAUUUACCCUUCCGUCCUUGUACUGCUUCGACAUAUCCAUUGUGCACCAAUUUUUCCCGUCCGUGCUGUGUUUUUAAGUAAGGGAUUUUAAUGUUUUAAAAUUUUACUUUUUACGAUUUCCACGAUCUCGUCAAUCUUUAUGCAGCUGUCUAUGAAUUGCGAAUCUCAUAAAUUGGUGUUUUUAUCUUUUAUCCGUGAACUUUUUGUUGUGUGGCACUGGAGCCUGUCUUUUAAUUUUAUUUAUUCCUUUGAUGUCUUAGAUUCUCUUUUUUAAGAAUCCAUGGUUCCUGCUUUAAAUUUCUAGAAUACUGCUUAUGCAAGCAAGCUGAACAUCAGUUACAAAAAAUAAAAAUAUAAUA
Molecule: messenger RNA, 2159 nt
Organism: Paramacrobiotus metropolitanus
Lineage: Eukaryota; Metazoa; Tardigrada; Eutardigrada; Parachela; Macrobiotidae
Product: ceramide kinase-like
Exons: 10
Coding region: 207-1751 (514 amino acids)
Molecular function (GO): kinase activity
Source: RefSeq, a predicted model, not a curated record